AUGGUUCAUCAUAAAUCUUCGGAGAAUGAUAUUGGUCAUGAAGAUUCUCACGGAUCCUUCAAGCCUCAUGUUAGAUGGGCUAUACCCCAACAGUUGACUGCCAUGACAUUCAUUGGUCGAGAUGUUGUCGCUGUAGCUCAUGACAUUUAUAUAAUAUUUAUUAAUCUGAAAACUAACGCCGAGCUCGUGUAUUCGGCUAACAAAGACGAAUGUGGAGAUGGGGUCGACGUAAUUUCCGAUGCUGACGUCACUCGCUACAAGGGUUUGUGUAUGAUGGAGUCAGACCUGGUCGCCGGUUUCAGUGGUUUUCCAAAUUACCUCAUAUCAGUGUGGAGUUGGCGGACCAACCAGCGCCUUAUUUCUGUACCUACAGAGGUCGUACGACGCAAUCAGAUCUACACAGCCAGUCACGCUAACAUGCUUGUAUGUGAGUGUUGGGGCGAGGGUUUAACUGUAUGGGAGGUAGCUCAAUGUUAUAAACGCUGCCUCAUAAUGAAGCGAGUGAAAAAGGAAGUCAAAGGCUGGAAAGUGUCCGAUCCUAAGUUGGUAGCUGUUUGUUGGAGCAGCGAUGGACAACUUUAUGCUCUUGAUGGCAGUGCCAAUCUGUACAGCUUGAUGUCGGAUGGUAUAGGUAUGGUGACUAACCUGGAUUGGUCUGAAAAUCUACAAGGAUCUCUAGAACCUUGUAUGUGUUCAUUCGGCAACGGUAUUUUAAUAUAUGGUCCUGAUAAUUGUUUACGGGCUCUUAAAAAGGGGGAGAAGAUGUGGGUGGAGGCUUGGAAAUACAUCCCCGAAGACAAAGUGCUGUGUCUCGUUUCCAACUUUACUUCAGAUAUGGCCGUCAUGUGGACCGAGAAAGGCUUUAUAUACAAACUGACUGGCGAGUCAGAAGAGAAGAUAGAGGUCAAGCUAGUAACGUUUAAGAUAAGAAACAUAAGUAAAAUACAACUAAUCGCUCCUGAUUACACCCAUAUAGCAAUGAUGAAUGACGAUGGCAUGUUAUGUAUUUACGAAAUAGAAUCAGGAGAGCCGAAAAUUGUCAAAUACGUUGAGGGUGAGGACAUUUCAUUCGAGGCCAGCCCGGUCGAUCCAUUAUUGGUUAUAUUUGGCGAGGUGGGCCAGAAUUACGGAAUUGCCUUAUAUACGUUUUCCUCCGAUGAUCUGGAGAAGGUUGGCACAAUGUGUUUGACGCAUCAGAUAGUAUCUCGAGUGGUUUUUUCACCAACCGGACGUGAAAUGAUCGCUGCCGCCAUGUCGGCUGGACAUAUUUUUAUUAUAAAGAUAUCCGAGGACUACAAGCUCAGUUUAGUGAGAUACACUGAACUCGGCCGAGGGUUGGCCGACUGCUUCCUUAUGAAAGUCGGCGAUUCCAUGCGGGCGUUCAGUCUAGUGUUGUUUUCUGACAAAUAUGCUAUAGGUGAGCGAAUAAUCUGCAUUAACGCGGAGACAGGGAAGGAUAACAAGCUAGCUGGAAAGAUGGCAGGUCCUUACGGUCAGCUGGUGCCACUCCUGGGGGCAACAGGCAACGCAGCACUCGCCGCGCCACACAUCUCCUCACGCAUGCAUGUGUUGAGGAUGUCGGGAGAAAAAGGUGUAACAGUAUCCGUUAAAAUGGGUCCGAUGUUAGAAACUGGACACAGUUUGAAACAUUUCAUCUUUUUCACAAAUCAAAACGCUCUCCUUACCUACGGUGCUGAUGGAACCGUUGUACUACGGCAGCCGAAUGAAAACGAUGAAUUUCAAUUGCAAUUGAUCGUCUCACAUCGAUACCAUGCGGGAGUUAAGCAGGCCGUCAUCGAUGCAGGAAACAAUUACAUUGUACACCUCGCAAAUAGCAAAACCUUGGCUGUACACUAUCUGUACCGGGAUAAAAAUAUGACUGAACCACAACACACACCCCCGGACGAGAGCUUAUUUAUUGAAAGCACAAACAGGAUCACUAUUAUUAAUAAAUAUGACAAGAAUUAUCUAGACCUGCAAGAAGACAAGAAAGUGCGGGAGGAGACAAUGGACUACAAGCAUCAGCGAGAAGAUGUUAUAAAGGCACUCGGAGCUGUGCGCGAGAGACUCGUGAAGCUGUUAGAGGAAAACCUGGCAGAGAGACCACUGCACCAGCUGUCACUGUCCGAGUUCAACCUCCACCUGGAAAACAAGAAGGAGCGGAUAAAACAGGCUGAAAAAGAGCGCGAACAAAUCCGACUGGAAACCGAAGCUCGUAUCCGAGCCCAGGACAAAGUAACUCAAUGGAUCAAGCAGACGUGUUGGGAUACUAUGCUGUCACCGAGGGUCAAGCUGUUUGCAAUAUUUAGUCACUACCAGGUCGAAAACUAUGCGGUUCUCCCGACACAGCGUGACAAUUGGCCGGAGUUGAAUCAAAUCGAAGCGCUGCGAGCUAUAGAAAUGGAAAAUAAUAAAGAUGUUUUCCGUCCUUGGGAGGAACCGAAAGAAGAAAGACCCAGUUUAGAUGAAACGACAACUUUACAGUUAUCCAGACUAGGUCCAGAAUCCAUGGUGUCGAUGCGUGAAAUGCGCAAGAGUAUGGAGAGUCAGAUGUUGUCGGAGGUGGUGGAGGUGGAGGAGGCGGUGGAGAGCGAGCCGUACGUGUUGUCCGGCUCCAACGCUCACAAGUUCAUACAGAUACCGGCCUUCAUGAUACCGCAGACCAUGGCUUACUCCUUCCUACACAUGGACUGGCUACAGCAUAUUGUGAAGUUAAACGUUCAAAAUAUGCGGCUUUGGUUUAACAAACAGUUUGAUGAUUUAAUGAACCAGAAGAAACGCGAGGUUGGUCUCGUGAAUGAGAGGAACAAUCGCCUCCGAUUUAUACUAGACGAACUAAACAAGCUUUCUGAUCUCCGAGGAAGUUUCCAUCACUUAACUAAUGUGAUUCGGGAUCCGGAGUGGGCGCAGGAGGAACAGCCGUACAGACUCAUCAAAGUGGAACCUGAGGAGUGCAGUAUCGAGCCGUACGUGAGUCCAAGCCAGGUGGUGAUCCCACCGCCGGAACCUAAACCAAAGGACGACUUCCGCGAGCGAGCUCUCAUGUACAUGAUGGACGGCGUGCUGGAGAAACUGUGGCACGAGGAGAUCAAGAAACCCAUACCGAUGCCGCAGUGCAUGUUGGAAAAAGAACCCGAACAGUUCAAUGAGGAUGAUCUCAAACUCGUGUUUGAUUAUGAAGCCAAAGUUGCCUUUAGAAAUGAGGAGAGAGACAAGUACAGAAAGAUGCUUCACGCCGAAUAUGCCAAGUUAUCACAAAUACUUAAUGAGGGUAUUGUCAAAUUUAAUCAAAAGGUAAAAGAAACUUGGCUAACUAAACUAAGAGUAGACUCCGUUAUUGGUCAAGAAAAUUUAAAUCUCAUGCGAUUGCGAAGAACCAAUUUGGAUCGCGUUGAAGUUUCUGAACAACUAGAAGAUAUUAGAUUCGAAAUAAAAAUAACCGAAGACGAGUUGGAGGUGCUUCAACAUGAAUUGCAUACAAUUCAGGAACAGACUGAAGAAUGUCAGACGACGUACGAAAACCUCCUCCAAAAAGACAAAUACAGCGACCGAACAUUCAAGAAUCACUUUGCCGAUCUCUCGCCGAUUAUCGUCGAACAAUGCUAUAAAUUCUUUAAAAAAAGGCCUAAAUGGCAUCAACGUGCGGCGAUGAUUCCAGUAGUACUUUAUGAAUUAGCCAACGCCAUUUUGACUGGCGUCCGCCCAUCACUCCUACAUGCUGAUUGCAUAGAAUAUUUUAGGGGGGUCGAGCAAUUGGAUCAAAUAAGCAACAUGCCACCAGUUAUGGAUGAAGGGCUUUGGGCAACCAUGUGUAGGCUGCGACGUGCAAAAAUUGAAAACGAAAUAAGAAUGCGUGCCGUCUGCAUUGAAAUGUCUCUCGUGGAGAGUGCAGCGAACACGUGGCGGGCGGGCGUGACGGCGCGGCGACUGAGGCUGGCGCAGGCCGCUGACAGGAUCACCUGUCUCCGGAGGGACUACGAGCUGGCAGGGAGGAACCACACCAUACAGUUAGUUUUGCCAGCUGGUCAAGUAGAAAUAGUCAGCACAGGUCACUUUGAGGACUUUGAGGAUGCAGCUCUCAUACCCAAAGAUGAGGUUGAGAAAGUUAACAAUGUUAUAUUGCAAGUUGGAGAAUGGAAACUAAAAAUGAUGAGAAAGCAAAUAGAAUUUCGUAAAGGCAUCCUGUCUAAAGAAUGGGAACACGCGCAGAUGAAAAUGAAAUUACGCCACAUGGAACAAGAGCUAUAUUCCUACCAACGGCUGAAGGUGCCGAAGGAACUUCAAAGUUACUUAAAAAAUAAGGAGUUAGGUUAUACCGAUGAGCAGGAUUAUGUUAGGAUGGAGAAAGAGAUGGAAGCUUCCAAGACGUCAGUCAACAAAAUACUUAACGAGGAAAUACGAAAAGUUGAAGAAAUUGAGCUGAAGAUAGACGCGGUAGAGGCCCAAGCACAAGAGCUGGAAAAACUAAUAAUUUCACUCAACGUCAAGGUGUCGGAGAAAAGGUUAAACGAGGAUCCUCUGGAACCGAUUCGUAUCCGACGAGUGUUUAAGAGACGUAUGGAGACGCUGGUGCGUCGCAGCCAGCUGGUCCGCACGGUGCAGGCGCAGCACUCCCGCCUCAUGCUGCUACAGACAGAGCUCGAGCUGCUCAGACUUAGGACUUAUCCUACACUCGCCUCCUUCAGAACUAUCGACUAG
Molecule: messenger RNA, 4698 nt
Organism: Danaus chrysippus (African queen)
Lineage: Eukaryota; Metazoa; Arthropoda; Insecta; Lepidoptera; Nymphalidae
Source: the annotation of a GenBank genome assembly